AUGACUCUAGACAAGUACACAGAAGUAUAUUUACCAAAGAUCAAACACUAUAGACAAGAUCUAUCAAAACAAGUGGAACCAUACCUUCCUUUGAUUAAAAACAUUGAUCCUUCAAAAGAUGAACAUUUCAAUGCCGCUGUGGAAAUUGAAAAGCUCCUAAGUCCAAAAGAAUUGAAAAUCACUGGAUUAACCACCAGAGAAUUGAUUGAUAAACAAUUACAAAAUGAAUUAACCGCUGUGGAUAUCUAUAAUGCUUUUUCAAAGAGAGGUGCUUUAGCUCAUAUAUUCACCAAUUGUGCUAUGGAAUUGUUUUUCCCAGAAGGCUUAGAAAGAGCUCAAGAAUUGGAUGAUUAUAGAAUAAAGAAUGGUGGUAAAUUAGUUGGUCCAUUCCAUGGUAUUCCAAUUUCAUUAAAAGAAUUGAUGAAAUAUAAAGGUAAAAUUACAAAUGCUGGUUAUGUUGCAUUUUUGGAUAAUAUUAUAACAAACCCAGAUGAUGAAAGUUUAACUAUUAAAAUCUUGAGAGAUCAAGGUGCUGUUUUUUAUAUUAGAACUUCUCAACCUCAAACCGUAAUGCAUCUUGAUACUCAAAAUAAUAUUACUGGUAGAACAACUAAUCCAUUUAAUACCAAGAUCAGUCCUGGUGGAUCUUCAGGUGGUGAAGGUGCUGCAGUUGCAUUAAAAGCAAGUGUUAUUGGUAUUGGUUCUGAUAUUGGUGGUUCAGUAAGAGUCCCUGCAGCAUUUUGUGGAAUUUAUGGUAUUAGACCAACAACUAAAAGAUUAUCAGGUUUAGGUUCAUUAAGUGGUGGUGCAGGUCAAGAAUCAAUUUUUGCAACUCAAGGUCCAAUGACAAAUUCAAUUGAUGAUAUUGAUUAUUAUAUGGAUGCUUAUAUUAAUAAAGGUAAACCUUGGUUAAAAGAUCCAAAUAUUAUCCCAUUGGAAUGGAAAUUAAAUUAUCAAUUAGAUGAUACAAUUACAUUUGGGUUCUUGACAACUGAUACAAUUGUUGAUCCAUCAGAUUCAAUCAAGAGAGGUUUAAGUUAUGUUCAAGAUAAAUUAACCAAAUUUACAGGUAAAAAAUGUAUUGUUAAGACAAUAAAUUUAGAUCAUGAAUUAAUGGAGAAUGCAUAUAAACAAAAUAAACAAAUUUAUGGUACAUCAAAACCAACACAUGAUGAAAUCUUGAAUAAAUCUGAAGAACCAAUCUUACCAUUAACACAAGUGUUUUUGAAUUUUGCUAAUGAAAAUGGUAAUAAUAUUUUAACUAAUAACAUUGUUAAAGAACAAACAAAAUUAUAUUUCCAUCAAUUAUUUGAAAAUGAAUCAUUAGAUUUCAUUAUUGGUCCAACUUUUACAAAUGUUGCAGAAGUUCCAGAUAAUAUUACACAUUGGUUUUAUUCUUCAAUGUUUAAUUUGAUUGAUUUCCCCAAUAUUGUGUUUAAAACAGGAUUAACUCAUGAUUCAAAUGUUGAUCUUCAAGGUCCUUCAAACAUGACAAAUUAUAAUCCUAAUGAUUACAUCAAUGCACCAAUUGGAUUACAAUUAACUGCUAAAAGAUUUGAAGAUGAGAAACUAGUUGCCUGUGUCAGAUUAUUAGAUGAAGUAUUAGGCCUAUAA
Messenger RNA from Hansenula ciferrii, 1614 nucleotides. RefSeq lists its product as uncharacterized. NCBI's taxonomy places the organism in Eukaryota, Fungi, Ascomycota, Saccharomycetes, Phaffomycetales, Wickerhamomycetaceae. The record is from RefSeq and is a predicted model, not a curated record. The transcript has a single exon. Bases 1 to 1614 code for a protein of 537 amino acids.